This is a messenger RNA of Hydractinia symbiolongicarpus, 1819 nucleotides long. RefSeq names its product target of rapamycin complex subunit lst8-like. Gene Ontology annotation, molecular function: protein binding. Gene Ontology annotation, biological process: regulation of actin cytoskeleton organization; TOR signaling. Lineage: Eukaryota; Metazoa; Cnidaria; Hydrozoa; Anthoathecata; Hydractiniidae. The record is from RefSeq and is a predicted model, not a curated record. The transcript is spliced from 2 exons. Gene Ontology annotation, cellular component: TORC2 complex; TORC1 complex. Bases 166 to 1101 code for a protein of 311 amino acids.
AAUAUAAUGUUACCUUAUUCUUUAAUUGAUUGAAAGUUCCACAAUUGGCUGCCAAAAUUUGAACUGCAGAAAUUAAUUGUAUUAACAAAUGAUUUAUCCUUAAGUCUUAAACUUUUAUACAUAUGCAAUUUUAUUUUUUUUAGCUACGCACACAAUAGAAAAACCAUGGGUGUAGAUCAAGUUUUACUAGCUACAGCAGGUUAUGAUCAUACUAUUCGCUUUUGGCAAGCACACAGCGGUGUAUGCAUGAGGACAGUUCAGCACCCUGACUCCCAAGUUAAUGCAAUGGAAAUUACACCAGAUCGUCAAUUACUAUCAGCUGCAGGCUAUCAACAUAUACGUAUGUAUGACAUUCCAUCAGCCAACCCUAAUCCCGUCAUAAAUUAUGAUGGGGUUUCAAAGAAUGUUACAGCAGUCGGUUUUCAGGAAAAUGGCAAGUGGAUGUUUACUGGAGGUGAAGACAAAUCAGUAAGGAUUUGGGAUAUGCGUUCGAGGAAUUUACAAUGUCAACGGAUAUAUCAGGUCAAUGCACCAGUAACUUCUGUGGUUUUACAUCCAAACCAAGCACAACUCAUUGUUGGUGAUCAAAGUGGUGCAAUUAAUAUGUGGGAUUUAAAGACAGACCAUAAUGAACAACUUAUACCAGAAACAGAUGCGGUCAUACAGUCAGUUGCAGUGGAUCAAGAGGGCAAGUUCAUGGCGUCCGUCAACAACAAGGGAAUGUGUUAUGUGUGGAGGUUAACUGGUGGAGCGCGAGAAGAAAAGACUAUAUUUUACCCACAACAAAGAAUUCCAGCGCAUGUAAAGUAUGGAUUAAAGUGUUUGUUUAGCCCCGAUUCCAGCCUACUUGCAACCACUUCAGCAGACGGAACUUUAAAGCUUUGGAAUACAUCCGAUUUUACGUUAUUCAAAACAUUGUCGGACCCAUCGAAGAGAUGGGUAUGGGACUGCUCGUUCUCAGAGGACUCGCACUAUAUUAUAACAGCUUCAUCGGACAGCAAUGGUAGACUGUGGAAUGUCGACAAGGCUGAGAUAAUCCGAGAAUAUACUGGCCAUCAAAAAGCUAUAGUCUGUCUUGCUUUUAAGGAUGUUAAAAGUUAACGGACUUGUGAUCAACUACGAAGAGAUGUAAUGUUGAUAUCAAUGAAACGAAAUGGCAAGAAAAUGGUGACGGAAAAGUAAUUUGGCAAAGUUCCCGCCCUAUGCUAAAACGCUGUGUGUAGGACGUUGAGUAAUUUUCAAGAUUUUAUAACAAUACAGUUUGCGCUUGAUAAGUGGAAGUUUUAAGGGACCGAAAAAAUGGUUCCAGUAAGCAAAUGUUCCAGAAACAAUAAUUUUGUAAAAAAACGCAGUUUCGGGACAAAAAAUACAGGUGCCAAAGUUUCCAGAAGGGUGGAAUAAGCCAUCGCAAGUUCAAUUUAGUUAUUUUUUAUAGUCACAUAGAACGAAACUUGCUGUAAUGUGUCACCAACCACGUGAUUCGAAUGUGGAAAAAAAAAUUGUUUUAAGAAUCGAAAAAAAUGUUCCAGUUACGAGGGUGUAUUUUGGCUCAAGGGGACGGAAAAAAUAGUUCCUAGUGGAAGUUUCACUUUCCGAGUUUCCACAUAUCGAGCAGCAACUGUAAUGUGUUUGGCAAUUUUGGGUGACCAGUUGCACCUACACUUUUGACAUCAGUUAUAUUAAUUUUUAAAUACUGUACUGCAUAUGCUAUUUUGACAUAUAUAUACUGUAAAUUUUCCAGGCGUGUGCAUGCGUAGUGAUCAUAUUGGAUUUGUAUUCGUUAAAUAUAAAAUAAAUUCUGUAUAGUUUGGUACACUCA